UCGAAUGUCCUUCCAUUUCGUCAUUUUUCCCCGUGAACAGACUUGGCGUUACCCUGUCUCCGGUCCUCUAGAUUGCUGUUGUCGAGAAGACCAAGGCAGCGAGAAAAGAAGCCUCGAAAUUCUUCUUGUGGUCACAUGAGGCAUAAGUCAACAAUCCAAGCUGGUGAAUCUGUGGGAUCGUUGCGCGGCACACCCCCAGCCGUUUCAGGCCACACAAUUUGUCGAGCCCGCGCCUUGCCGUCUUUGCCCUCGUCUUCCUUCUUCUUAAGGAUCCCCCCGCUACAUUGCGUUCAUCUUGAGUGGAAGAGACAUCUGUGAAAUUUGGACAAGUCUGUCAAGUGGCUAAAGGUGUCGACCUCGUAAAAUCUGUGAAGUUCUCGACUUUUUCAGAGGUGGAAUGGUACACAACUGCCUGACUUUCUAAGCAGGGACUCUUUGUUGUAACCCGCGAGAAAAAUGCUGCUGCUGAGUUUAACCACCCUGCUGGUGCUGUUGGAGAGAAGUCAUGGGACGAAGAAGGGCCCGCCCAUGAGGUCCAUGUGUUGUCCAGGGGUACAGGGGCCACAGGGCCCUAGGGGGAGUACUGGUCCUGCUGGUCCACCGGGACCUCCGGGGUAUACAGGGGAGAAAGGUGAUCCUGGACAGCCAGGGAGAAUGGGUCUUUCAGGACGGCAAGGUCCGAUGGGUCCACAAGGUCCGAAAGGUCCACCGGGAAGACAAGGUGACGACGGUUUGCCCGGUUUACAAGGACUUCCAGGGAUGAAGGGACACAAAGGUGACAGCGGGACGCCUGGCUUCCCUGGACUGAAGGGGCAUAGGGGCUUCCCGGGGCAAAAUGGCCGACCUGGCGACAACGGAAAAUCUGGUUCCCCGGGCAGGCCGGGGGACAUGGGGCCACCUGGCCUACCCGGGAAACAAGGUUUUCCAGGAGCCAAAGGCCAUGCCGGUACACCAGGCCCAGCCGGACCAGCGGGUGCUCCUGGACAGCGUGGAAAAACUGGAGAUCCUGGACUGAAGGGUCCCCCGGGUCCAGCAGGGUUGCCGGGAUACCCGGGACCACCGGGUGAGAAGGGUCUAGAUGGUAACAAGGGAGACCGAGGUUACUCUGGGGCUCCAGGGAAGGCCGGCCCGCCAGGCCCCGCAGGACGCCCGGGGGGUCCAGGACCCUCGGGGAUACCAGGACUAGAUGGAAAAGACGGAGAGAAGGGAGAAGCCGGCCACAAGGGACCGCCUGGCUUCAUGGGGCCCAUAGGUCCAGCAGGUCCACCGGGCCUUUCUGGAGAAAGGGGUACACCAGGUGCUCCGGGCAGACCGGGUGAGCCAGGAAAGUCAGGCAGAGCCGGGUAUCCUGGUGCAAAGGGAGAGGCUGGACCUCCUGGGGAUCCAGGAAUGAUGGGGAGACCGGGAAAGUCUCUCAGGGGACCUGAAGGUCCACCCGGGCCACCAGGUCCACCAGGAGUAGGGAUGGAGGGACCUCAGGGACUACCAGGACCCCCUGGACAGAUCAAGACUCUGAAGGGCCCACCUGGUCCUCCCGGCUCACCUGGGGGAAGAGGGCCGUCGGGAGGUCCAGGGGCACCUGGUGAACCAGGAAGACCAGGUGUAGGGCUACCGGGCGGACCAGGACCGAAAGGAGAGCGGGGUUCACCGGGUAUUGGAGAAAUUGGUCCAGUAGGACCCGAGGGUCCCGGAGGGAGGCCAGGUGAACCCGGAGAACCCGGACAGAGAGGAUCCCCUGGUCCUCCAGGACCAUCAGGGUCACCAGGAGCCAAGGGAGAAAGCGGUUUGCCUGGGGUGGGGCUUCCCGGACCGCCUGGAGCAAGAGGUCCGCUCGGGCCAUCUGGACUUGGUAUAAAGGGAGAGAGAGGACUCGACGGUCUGAUGGGACCACAAGGUCCACCAGGCCUCGGUCAGAAGGGCGAACGUGGAGUUCCUGGAUUCCGCGGACCACGUGGUGACUCGGGUAUCCCCGGAUCCCCUGGUCGCCAGGGCCCCCCUGGUGUCAGCCUGGGACUGUUGGCUCGACAUAGCCAGAACACCACAGUACCCAACUGUCCACCCGGCAUGAGACGGCUAUGGUCAGGCUUCAGUCUGCUCCACGUAGAAGGCAACGAGAGAGCACACAAACAGGAUUUAGGACGUGCCGGUUCCUGUCUGCCCAGGUUCAGUACUAUACCCUUCAUGUCCUGUGAGCCAGACGACACCUGUAACUACGCUAGCAGGGACGACAAGACCUACUGGCUGUCUACCGUGGAGACAAGCGCUGAGAAACCACUUAUUCCUGUCAGGGGGCUGGAAAUUAAGAAGUUUGUGAGCAGAUGCUCUGUGUGCCAGACCCCAGAGGUCGUUUUAGCAAUGCACAGCUUGGACGCUGGUGUUAUUCCCGACUGCCCUGACGGUUAUAUCAGCCUUUGGACGGGAUACAGCUUUCUAAUGCACACAGCCGCUGGAGAAGGCGGCGGCCAGGAGUUGACCAGUCCCGGAAGUUGUCUUCAGUACUUCCGCCCUGUGCCGUUCAUUGAGUGCCAGGGCUCCCUGGGAACGUGUGACAUCAUCGGCAACUCGUUAAGCUUUUGGCUAACGGAUGUACCUGAGGACGAGGUAGCUCAGUUCCAGCGUCCUGAAUCUAAAUCUGGAACCAUCUUUACCAUGAGAGACCUCCUUAGUAAAUGCCGUGUCUGCAUGGCUACAGAUGUGUAAUGUAUCUCAUGGAUGAGUAUAUGCUACAAACUACCCCAUAUCUAAAGUAUAUUGAAUGUAAUAGGAUAGUAAAUAAGUAUACAUCUUUUUGUACCGCGAUGUUAUAGCUAAUUUGGUUUAACCAGUACCAGUCGACUCCCUUUUGAUAAUACUAGAUCUGACAACUGUAUCUGUAGAAAUUAUGGCGAUAAGACCUGUAUAUUGAAGUGUUGUAAGUUAUAUUUGGAAACUUUUUUGCGGGUUUCUACAUGUCAGACCACUUAAUACGUAUUUCUUAGAUCCAUAUUCAGAGUUCACUACACAAUUGGUGCUAUAGUUUCUUACGAAUUCAUUUUUGGUGCUCGUAGUAAACUAAUGCAUUGUUGUUCAACAAUAUCAGCCUGCUAACUAAACCAGGCUAGUGUGGCGAGGAAAUAAAUCGUCACUAUUUACAUGAAUUGUGAAAAGAUUGUACUAGAGACAUAUUAGUCUAGGAAGACAACAGAAUAUAUGCUACAUAUGAUUAAGUACUGUUUAAAUCACAUUUAUUUCUUAACUUUGUUAAGGCCGUAAACGACGUUAAAAAUCUGUGUAUUUUUAAUUUUUUGAGUGAAAAUAGACUUUGCUGAUGAACUACUCACAUCCGUGACUGCAUAAUAACUGCUUGUCUGCAAAAUUGUUGAAAACGACGUUUACUAUAAUGUCUAAAUGUGUCUUUGGAUGCUUUUACAAGUGUAGCAGUUGAUGACAGCGACGUAUUAGCUACUUUUAAUGCUGAUUAUAGACAUUUCGCUGGAUAGCCUUGCAAUUCCAAGACCUAUUGGCACAACGAUAGUACAAAAAAUUGCAGUACAAAAAUAAGAAGUGGUACACUUCGAACGUUUGAUGUUUAGAUGUAUUAACAUGUUAUGAAUUAGCCUAAUUCAGUCAAAGCAAAUCCAUUGUAAUGCAGCAUAACGCGCAUAGAAUGGUGUACAGAUGUCACCAAUACCUCUUUGGGUGUAUUCU
Molecule: messenger RNA, 3687 nt
Organism: Branchiostoma belcheri (Belcher's lancelet)
Lineage: Eukaryota; Metazoa; Chordata; Leptocardii; Amphioxiformes; Branchiostomatidae
Product: collagen alpha-2(IV) chain-like
Exons: 34
Coding region: 457-2700 (747 amino acids)
Cellular component (GO): basement membrane; collagen trimer
Molecular function (GO): extracellular matrix structural constituent
Source: RefSeq, a predicted model, not a curated record